Messenger RNA from Rotaria socialis, 594 nucleotides. The record is from the annotation of a GenBank genome assembly. Lineage: Eukaryota; Metazoa; Rotifera; Eurotatoria; Philodinida; Philodinidae.
AUGAAUGGAGCCUGCAAAAAACCAAAUGAUUUUCCUUUACUUGGCAAUGCUGUAUGUGUUCCUCAAGAUGCGCUAUUUGGUAUAUUUUUAGGAACUGUUAUUGGAGCUAGCGUUUUAUUUUUAGGAGUUAUUGUUUUGCUUAUAGUAUUCUAUAAACGAUAUUCCAUUUCUUAUGAUGCACGGCACGACAAUAACGAUGGAUUUCCUCUAUCAGUUGUUAAUGGUAAUAAUGAUGAUAAUGAUGGCGAUAAAGGUGAUGAUGAAAACGAUAGUAUUGUAUCGAUAGAAUCUUACAUUAGAGCACAUCAACGAAUAUCUCAAGUCCUAACUAAGAUCGUUGAUACUAAUCCUUCGAACAAUUCAAUCCGACCACCUGUUCAUGAUAAUGUUAUAAUUUUACAACGAGAUAGAUCAUUAUCUUCAUCAGAAUCGGGAUCAUCUAUUGGUUUACGAUCUCUUUCAAAACCAAUCAAUGGUAAGCGACCUCAACCGACGAAGUCAACUUCAAAACGAUCGAAAACUGCUAAUUAUAUAAUGGCAAAUUCUAUGAACAAGGCUGAUACACAGUCAAAUAUACUUUCUGAUAGGUUCUGA